AUGCAGCCGUGUACAGCAGCAGCAGCCUCUGCAGCAGCAGCAGCAGCAGCAGCAUCUGCUGCUGCAGUUGCUGUUGGAAACAGACGACUCCUUCUUUCAUGGACACAGCAGCAACAUCCGCUGCUCCCGUCGCCAAGUCUCGCAAGGAGCUCCGCCAACAGCAGCAAGAGUAGCGUAUACUCGGUCCUCUUGGUUGCAAGCAGCAACAGCAGGUGUGUAGGCACGAGCUUCAACAACGCCAAUGCGCUAUUCCCGUUUACAUCUGCGUGCUGCAGUGCAUUUAGUGUAGGCUGCUGCAGCAACAGCAACAAAUCCUUCGGGGCAUUUCGGUUUUUUUCUUCUCGUCGACGUUCAAAGAAGCAGCAGCAGCAGCAGCAAGAUGUUGUUUCUCCUUCCUCGGAAUUUGAAGAGGAGACAGUGAAUUGGACAGCAGGGUCAACGGGAGCAGCAGCACCGGCGGCGGCAGCAGCAGCAGCAGCAGAUUCAGUGCAAGGGCCAGAAUUAGGUCGUGUGGGGCGUGUGGUGCGAAGGCAGCGGCGGCGGCGGCAGCAGCAGCAACAAGUACGGGAUGAUGCUGCUGCUAACCCUCCUCCUGCACCAGCACCUGCACCAGCAACAACUGCACCAUCAGCAUCAGCAGGAGCAGCAGGAGGUCCUUGGGGUGGGGAUGAGGGUUCAUUUGCUGCUGUUGUUUCUUCUCCAUCCCCUCCCACUCUUCCUUCCUUGCCUGCAAUUGGGCUAAUUCGGCGGCCGGCGUUUCCUGGGUUUUAUCAGCUGCUGCAAAUCCCAGACCAGGAGUUGUUUGAGGAGCUCGUGCGCUUAAAGACAAGCGGGGGUUGGCGGGAUUUUGUUGGCGGGUUUUUGCUGCGUAAAGAAGCCGACGUAGAAGAAGACAUGGGGCCUGGAGCCAGGUUGAGAGAGGAUGCGGUUAUGGUUUCUUUUUUAGGGAGUGUUUCGGCUGUCGAGGAGAUACAUCCCGUAGGGUGUCUGCUCCACCUGCUUACUCUCGCACCGCAUCCAACGCAAGGAGGUGGCCAGGCAAUUGUAAUGCCAUAUCGACGCAUAAAGUUGUUGGGUCCUUCUCAAUCACCAGAAGAAGCUGCAGCAGCAGCAGCAGUAGCAGGAGAAGAGACCGCAGCAGGAAGCGCAGAUGCAACGGCUACAUCAGUUCCAGCAGACACUGCUGCUUCUGUCGCUCCGGCCGAUGCGGGGGAGACACCAACAGCAACAACAGCAGCAGUAACUCCUGGCGAGGUCGGUGCUGCUGCUGCUGUAGUCCAUGAACUGCAGCAACUCCACCAGCAACAACAACCCAACCAGCAACAGCAACCACAGCAACCAGAGAAGCAGCAGCAGCAGCAGCCACAACAGGAACAACAGCAGCAGCAACACCAGCCACAGAAGCAGCAGCACCAAGAGCCGCAGGAUGCACGGGGGCAGUCAAAGGGCGAGCAUCAGCAGCACCAAGAGCAGCAGCAGCAGAAUCCAGGCGAGCAGACACCAGCAGGAGAAGAGAACCAGACAAAGCAGAAGCAGCAACAGCAGCAGCAGCAGGCGGCUGCAGGCGAGUCUGAUGGUUCUGCCUUCGGCGGCUUGCUCCCUUUGCCUCCCUCCAGCGCAAGCAGCAGCAGCAGCAGCAGCAAACGCGGUGCGCUGUUGUAUGUCUCAGUAGCCUUCCCUCGGGAGACAUCCGCGGGGUCCCUCAGCAGCAGCAGCACCUAUGCGGGAAACGGUGUUGUGAAAAUGCUGCAUAUGGAGAUCUUGGCCACCAUGAAAGAGUUGCUUAAAACUUCCUACUUUUACAAAGAACACUUUGAUCAAGGUCCGGGGUCCGGGGUGCAGGUGAUACGAUUUUACAACAUUGACUACCCACAAAAGUUGGCCGAUUUGGUCGCUGGGAUUUCCUUUGCGCGUCGAGAUGAACUGCAGGCUGUGCUCGCUGAAGAAGACAUCGAAAAGCGGCUGAUGCUCGUUUUACAAAUCGCGAAGAAGGACUUGGAAUUUGCAAAGCUUCAGGUCAACGUUAAGGCGCAAGUUGAGGAUAAGGUCAUGAAGGUGCAGCGGAAGUUUUUGCUGCAGGAGCAGCUAAAGCUUAUUAAGAAAGAAUUGGGCCUAAACAAAGAUGACAAGGAAUCCAUCAUCGACCAAUUUCGGGAAAUUCUCGCCAAGAAGGAAGCGUUUAUGAACGAAGAAGUCCAGAAGGCAAGCAAAGCCUCAACCCUAAACCCUAGAAGCCGCACAGCAGUUGCAACUGAAAUCAACAAACUUUCCUCUCUUGAUCAGUCGUCAUCCGAGUUCCAUGUUAGCAGAACGUACCUCGAAAACUUGCUAAAGCUCCCCUGGGGAGAAUACUCCACAGAUUGUACAGAUAUUGAUGAAGCUGCGAGGGUUUUGAAUGCCGACCAUUUUGGCUUGGAGGAUGUCAAGAAGAGAAUCCUUGAGUUCAUAGCCGUUAAUAUUCUUAAGAAAGACUCGCAGGGGAAGAUCCUCUGUUUCCUGGGCCCCCCCGGGGUUGGAAAGACUUCUGUUGCAGAGAGCAUCGCGCGUGCGCUCAAGAGGAAAUAUUAUCGGAUAUCUCUGGGGGGGUUGUUUGACGUGGCGGAGCUCCGAGGACACCGACGGACAUACAUCGGAGCUCUGCCCGGGAAGAUCGUGACAGCGCUGAAGUUGACAGGGACGAUGAACCCUCUGAUUGUGCUGGAUGAGAUCGACAAACUUGGUCGAGAUUUUCGGGGGGAUCCUUCCUCUGCUCUUUUGGAGGUUUUGGACCCUUCCCAGAAUUCCUUUUUUAGGGAUCAUUACAUUGAUGUGCCUCUUGACCUUUCGAGGGUGUUGUUUGUCUGUACAGCCAAUGCUCAAGACACCAUUCCAGGGCCACUGCUGGACCGGAUGGAGCUCAUCCGCAUAGCCGGUUAUAUUCAAGAGGAGAAGGUUGCGAUCGCGCAGCAGUACCUCAUCCCCAAAACCGCAGAAGCAACAGGGUUGCAAGGGUCUCGGGUGUCCAUACAGCCCGCAGCACUGGAGGUCUUAGUUCGCGAUUAUGCAAGAGAAGCAGGCGUCCGCUCUCUGUCCAAGUGCAUAGAGAAACUCUUCCGAAGGGCCGCCCUUUCUAUAGUCAAGAAGGAAGCGGAGGAGGUGGUGGUCACAGAAGAAAAUUUAACAACCUUUGUAGAUCAACCUCCCUGGUCGUCAACAAGGCUCUUUGAAAAGACGCAGCCGG
This is a messenger RNA of Eimeria maxima, 3220 nucleotides long. RefSeq names its product lon protease, putative. Gene Ontology annotation, cellular component: mitochondrial matrix. Lineage: Eukaryota; Apicomplexa; Conoidasida; Eucoccidiorida; Eimeriidae. Gene Ontology annotation, biological process: mitochondrion organization; chaperone-mediated protein complex assembly; protein catabolic process. The transcript is spliced from 16 exons. Gene Ontology annotation, molecular function: ATP-dependent peptidase activity; serine-type endopeptidase activity; single-stranded DNA binding. The annotation marks the transcript as partial. The record is from RefSeq and is a predicted model, not a curated record.